AUGGAUUCUGACUCAGAUCGUGUUACUGCUCUUAUUGAUAAAUUAGCACUUGAGUUCAAGGUUCGUGAUAUGGGUGUGUCUUCUUUAUUUUUGGGUAUUGAAACUGUCCCGUUGUCUAGCGGUAUGCUUUUAUCACAACAAUGGUACAUGAAGGAUAUUCUCAAACGUGCUGUCAUGGUGGACUGCAAGCCAGUAGUCACGCAUGUCUCAUCUGCGAAAAUCACCGACGAAGCUGCUGUUCCCUAUGCGGAUCCUACACAGUACAGGAGUCUUGCUAGUGCUCUCCAGUAUCUUACGGUAACUCGUCCUGAUUUAUCUUAUGCUGUUAAUCUCUUAUAUUGGGCUGGCGAUCCGAAUGAUCGCAAAUCUACUAGUUGUUUUGCUGUGUUCUUGGGAAGUAAUCUUAUAUCUUGGGUUUGUCGGAAGCAACGGACUAUGGCACGCUCUUCGACUGAAGCAGAAUACAAGGGACUAGCUGAUGUAUCUGCAGAGGUUACAUGGCUUGUUUCCUAG
Ipomoea nil (Japanese morning glory) is the source of this 513-nucleotide messenger RNA. RefSeq lists its product as uncharacterized. The coding region runs from base 1 to 513 and encodes 170 amino acids. Lineage: Eukaryota; Viridiplantae; Streptophyta; Magnoliopsida; Solanales; Convolvulaceae. The transcript has 2 exons. The record is from RefSeq and is a predicted model, not a curated record.